Ooceraea biroi (clonal raider ant) is the source of this 3322-nucleotide messenger RNA. RefSeq names its product aminopeptidase N. Lineage: Eukaryota; Metazoa; Arthropoda; Insecta; Hymenoptera; Formicidae. Gene Ontology annotation, cellular component: cytoplasm; membrane. The record is from RefSeq and is a predicted model, not a curated record. Gene Ontology annotation, biological process: peptide catabolic process. Gene Ontology annotation, molecular function: metalloaminopeptidase activity; peptide binding; zinc ion binding.
AAUUUAAUAAAUUCAAUGUUUAUUAAUUUAUGUUAAAUUCCGUUUAAUUUAUUUACCUUUCCCCUUCCUCAAUUAAUCGCACGAGGUCCUGUCCCUUGUAAUAGGGAUUCAUUUUCCUUACAUAAAAAGAACCAACGAGCAGACUUUCAUUCGGAAGAAGUGUAAGAGUGGCCUUUAGCCGCUGACCUUCUUUCCGAUAACUCGGUCGGCUCGACUCUCGCUUAAACGUGAGAGAUACGUGGUUUGGACGUAACAAUAUUACCGCACAUUUUGUUUUUCUUGUAUAACAUUGUUCUACUAUUCAAAGUAAUAAGUCAGCAAAAUAAUUAUCAAGCGACGCGGCAGCGUCGUUAAACAAACUUUUGAUUAAAAUAUUUCAGGAACUAAAGCUGUAAUAAAAAAUCUAACGGCACUUUUAUAAUAUAACAUGGAUGUAAACUUUCGAUUGCAAUCAGUUUGAAAAAGAUUGGAGCAGUCAAUCCUGAGAUAUUGUAAUAGUAUGUUAGAAUUGUGACGUUUCCUUCUUCUUUUCCAUGCAAUUUAGGUUCAGGUGCACGUACGUAUGCUCGCACAUACACAUUCAAAGUGAUUUUGUCUCUCGAGGUGCGUUCACACAUGCACGAUUUAAUUUAUUAGCGAGCGAACGAGAGACAGAGAGAUAAUAAUCUAACCGUUAUAAUUUGGCACGAGCUGUUUAUUUGUCUUUACUAAUCUGUUUACAUUCUACAGACAUACUUUGGUCUGCGACUGAUAGAACUAUAUUAUAUGUGUGACCUUAAGCAUGUUUAUACAUUAUUCCCACUUCUUGUAUCAUUUCAGAUACUCGUAUUCCUUCGCCGUGGUAAGAUACCACGAUGGUAGCGUAGUGAUAUAUUUCCAACGUAAAGGGCUGUUUUAGCGGUAAUAAGAACUAAUUAUACUGAUUUCUUCAUAUUUACAUUAAAAUCGCUACGCUUCAAAAUGCAAAUAUUUGAAAUAAAACUUGGCACCUCAUUCCUUCAACUAUUUCUAAGUGGUAUAAUGCUCACUACUAUGAUACCAUGUAUACAAGCGGAACAGCGAACCGAAAAUAAAGCAUAUGAAGAAUUUAGUUAUUGUUUAUCAAAAGAUGUUAUGCCACGACACUAUAAUAUCAGCAUAGUAAUUUCUAAAACGUUAGAUGAGUUUCGUGGCGAAUGCGAAAUUGAUAUUGAAGUGUUCAAAUCAACAGUAAAUAUAAGGUUACACAGUCCCGAUAUGAUUGAAAAAGGCUCGAUAAAGUUGGUUAUGAAGAAUGGUGAGAUAUAUAAACCCAUGGAAAAAAUCUACUCCAAGAAAGAGAAUGUUCUAGAUCUCUAUUUCGAGUACUCACUAUUUCCUGAAAAUUAUACCCUUUUCAUAACUUAUGAUAAAACUAUUCCUUAUGACAAAGAGGAGGAAGAUUAUUUAAAAAUUUUAUUCAAACCUCAAUCAAAUCUACAGAAUAGAUUGUUGGCAACAAAUAUUCAAUCUAUUGAAGCUCGAAAAUGGUUUCCGUGUUGGGACGAGCCGGAAUUUAAAGCAACAUUUGUCAUUAGAUUCAAUCAUGAGACGAAAUAUAAGAUAUGGCCGACCUUGCCAGCUGAAAGAUAUGUAGAAGAUAAUCAUAAACAAGACUGGAUGUGGACCCAUUUUGUCAUUGAAAACUCAAUAUCUACAUAUCAAGUGAUGUUUACACUAACUGAUUUAGAUCUUAGAUUUCGCAAGGAAUAUUCAUAUCAUCCUACAAUUGAACUUUUAAAAAAAAUGUCUUUUCUCCGAUAUGGAGUAGAUCUAGGGCGACAAGACUGUCUUCGUCUCGACACAAAUAUUAUGAACCCUCUUUCAUAUGAAGUCCAAACACCAUCACAAAUUAAAUCACUUUUCUCUUAUCCAAUUUAUAACAAAGCACCUGUCAUAUUGCGCAUGAUACAACAUAUUAUGGGCAACGAGUUUCAAGAUAUUAUCAAGAAUUACAUGAACACCUUUCUUAAGUCUCCUACGCCGGGUGAUUUAUGGAAUAUGAUGCAAGUUAACAUGGAUAAUCCAGAACUAGGUAACCCUACCAUGAAAAAUAUAAUAGGGCCCUGGAUAACGCGAAAGAAUUAUUUUAUUGUACGUGUUCAUCGAAAUGAAAAUCUGCUAUUAAUAUCUCAUCUUCAAGAGGAAUAUUACAUCGAUGGAUAUUGGCAAGUACUACUUCAGUGGAUACCUAUCACUUUCACUACAUGGGAACAGUUAGACUUCAAUAAUACGACCCCUCAUCUUUGGUUACCUCCAAGGAAUAGCACAGAGUAUAACAUAUCUGUGCCACUUACUCAUAAGGAUGGAUGGAUCAUACUAAAUUUACAACAAACUGGGUACUAUCGUGUAAAAUACGAUGAGAAGAGCUUAAAGUUCAUUGCAGACUAUUUAAAAUUUAGGAAAUAUGAGAAUAUUCAUGUUCUUAACCGCGCUAAACUCAUCGAUGACACAUAUUAUUUCUUCAAAAAAGGAGAAGUUACAUAUUACAGGUUUAAGUAUCUCAUGUCCUAUUUGUGGCGCGAGACGGAUUACGUAGCAUGGUAUCCUAUGUUCCAAAUUUUUAGAGACUUAUCGCAUUUCUUACUAUUUGAAGAGAGCGAACCUUUACAGGAAGAUAUGGGCUCUAUCUUGAAAACGUUGCUCUACACAUUAUCAUACAACGAAAAGUCCGAUGAGGACGAUCUUACUAAGUGGUUGCGCCAAGAGGCUGUAAGAUGGGCAUGUAUUUUUGGUGAUAAAGAGUGUCAACAAAUUGCUAAUGAUAAGUUGAGGGAACACCUGGAAGAUCCCAUAAAGCACAAACUUUUGCCAGAAUGGAGAGAAUGGACGUAUUGCAAAGGUGCGAUGAUGGCGAAUGAGAGUCUUUUGCUGAAAUUGGUGGAAUUGUCAUACACAAAUGAAUCUAAAAUCUAUAAUUAUAUUUCGUGUGUUGGAAAAUUCGAUCUUGCUAGAUACGUGUUGUUUAAUUCAUCUCCUAGCAAGAAAGACAGCAGUUCCAAACCUUUUCCUUAUUUCAUGUUUGAUGUUUAUGCAGCAAGUUAUAUAAGCAGCCGUGCGAAGCGAUAUUUUACGACACACAAUGUUUCAGAUUCCGAUAAAGCCAAACUCUUAUGUAUUAUUAUAAAUCGUUCAUUUUCUGAAGAUGAAAUUAAUGAGAAAGUUUCUCUUCACAAAGUUUUUUUUGGUAAUACUGAAGGAGAAUGAGAGAGUUCGGCCGAAAGCGAAGCCCUUCCACCUGCAUUACCCACCCCACGCAAAGACUAUCGAGUCAUCUCGUCGAAAACAUAGACCUCGUUGAUCC